CCGGCUCUGAGAGGAAGAGAAAGGCAGGGACGGGACAGGAGUCGGAUUACAAGAUGGCGGCCGCGCCGCGGUGGUAGUUGCUGCUGCUGUUGCUGUUUGUCGGUACCGCUGAGGUGGAGGAAAGGCGGCGGCGGUGGCGGCGGUGGCGGCGGGUGGCCCGGGCGCCAUGAAAAGCGGCGAGUUAAAGGCCUCCUGAGCGACGCCCCUUGGCCGUUCCCCUCGCCCUUCCGAUCCGGCCGGGCCCCCACCAUGUCGGACACCCGGCGGCGGGUGAAGGUCUACACGCUCAACGAGGAGCGGCAAUGGGACGACAGGGGCACCGGGCACGUCUCGUCCACCUACGUGGAGCGGCUCAAGGGGAUGUCGCUGCUCGUGCGGGCCGAGUCGGACGGUUCACUGUUGUUGGAAUCGAAGAUAAAUCCAAACACUGCAUAUCAAAAACAGCAGGAUACUUUGAUUGUUUGGUCAGAGGCAGAGAAUUAUGAUUUAGCCCUGAGUUUUCAAGAAAAAGCUGGCUGUGAUGAGAUCUGGGAAAAAAUUUGUCAGGUUCAAGGUAAAGACCCAUCUGUGGAAGUCACGCAGGACCUCAUUGACGAAUCUGAAGAAGAGCGUUUUGAGGAAAUGCCUGAAACAAGUCAUUUGAUUGAUCUCCCUACUUGUGAACUCAACAAACUCGAAGAGAUCGCAGACCUAGUUACCUCAGUUCUCUCAUCACCCAUCCGUAGAGAAAAAUUAGCCUUGGCUUUGGAAAAUGAAGGCUAUAUUAAAAAAUUAUUGCAGCUUUUCCAGCUCUGUGAGAACCUAGAAAAUACUGAAGGCUUACAUCAUUUGUAUGAAAUUAUUCGAGGAAUUUUGUUCCUCAAUAAAGCAACUCUUUUUGAGGUGAUGUUUUCAGACGAGUGCAUUAUGGAUGUUGUGGGAUGCCUUGAGUAUGACCCUGCAUUAGCUCAGCCAAAACGGCACAGGGAAUUCUUGACCAAAACAGCAAAAUUUAAAGAGGUCAUACCCAUAACAGACUCUGAACUUAGGCAAAAGAUUCAUCAGACUUACAGGGUACAGUACAUUCAGGACAUCAUCUUGCCAACGCCAUCUGUUUUUGAAGAGAAUUUUCUUUCUACCCUCACUUCUUUCAUUUUCUUUAACAAAGUUGAGAUUGUCAGUAUGCUGCAGGAAGACGAAAAGUUUUUGUCUGAAGUUUUUGCACAACUAACUGACGAAGCUACUGACGAUGACAAAAGGCGUGAACUGGUUAACUUCUUCAAGGAGUUCUGUGCUUUUUCUCAGACAUUACAACCUCAGAACAGAGACACGUUUUUCAAAACAUUGGCAAAGUUAGGAAUUCUUCCUGCUCUUGAAAUAGUAAUGGGCAUGGAUGAUUUGCAAGUUAGGUCUGCUGCUACAGAUAUAUUUUCUUAUCUGGUAGAAUUCAGUCCAUCCAUGGUUCGGGAAUUUGUGAUGCAAGAAGCCCAGCAGAGUGAUGAUGAUAUCCUCCUCAUAAACGUAGUCAUUGAGCAAAUGAUCUGUGACACUGACCCCGAGCUUGGGGGUGCUGUUCAGUUAAUGGGGCUCUUACGUACUCUAAUUGAUCCUGAGAACAUGUUGGCCACAGCUAAUGUAAGAAAAUGGAAAGGGAAAACGGAGAAAAGUGAAUUUCUCAAUUUUUUCUACAACCAUUGUAUGCAUGUCCUCACUGCUCCACUUCUGGCAAAUACAUCAGAGGACAAAAGUGACAAAGAUGCCGUGGUGGGAAGCAACAAGAGUAACACAAUUUGCCCAGACAACUAUCAAACAGCACAGCUGCUUGCCUUAAUUUUGGAGCUGCUCACUUUUUGUGUGGAACACCACACAUACCACAUCAAGAACUAUAUUAUGAACAAGGAUUUGCUGAGAAGAGUUUUAGUCUUGAUGAAUUCAAAACACACGUUUUUGGCACUGUGUGCUCUUCGUUUCAUGCGGAGGAUAAUUGGGCUAAAAGAUGAAUUUUAUAACCGUUAUAUCACCAAAGGAAACUUAUUUGAGCCCGUCAUAAAUGCUCUUUUGGAUAAUGGAACUAGGUACAAUCUCCUGAAUUCAGCAGUCGUUGAACUUUUUGAAUUCAUCAGAGUGGAAGAUAUCAAGUCACUUACUACACAUAUAGUUGAGAACUUUUAUAAGGCACUUGAAUCCAUUGAAUAUGUUCAGACAUUCAAAGGACUGAAGACAAAAUAUGAGCAAGAGAAAGACAGACAAAGCCAGAAAAUGAAUAGUGUCCCGUCUAUACUGCGUAGCAACAGGUUCCGCAGAGAUGCCAGGACCUUAGAGGAUGACGAGGAAAUGUGGUUCAAUGAAGAUGAAGAGGAGGAGGGUGAAGCCAUUGUACCCCCAGUAGAGAAAUCCAAGGCAGAGGAUGAUUUUCCAGAAAGUUAUGAGAAAUUCAUGGAAACAAAAAAAGCAAAAGAGAGCGAAGACAAAGAGAAUCUCCCCAAAAGGACUUCAGCGGGUGGCUUCAAAUUCACUUUUUCCCACUCUGCAAGUGCCACUAACGGAGCAAAUAGUACAAACAGCAAAUCUGUAGCGGCUCAAACUUCGCCAGCAAGUUCAAACGGUUCCUCUUCUAAGAAUGCCAAUUUGACUGCAGCAGUCACAGCCACGAAGGGAAGCUUGGUUGGCCUUGUGGAUUAUCCAGAUGAUGAGGAGGAAGAUGAAGAGGAGGAAACAUCUCCAAGAAAAAGACCUCGUCUCGGCUCUUAAAACCAUUGAAACAAACUCUGAUUGAGGGUGCUUAAAUGCUGUGACUGAACUAAGUCUGACUCGGAAAGCUUUCUCCCUGGAAAAUACAUGAGAAUACAAGGAGUAGCAAAAGAACUCGACUAGAAGGGUUUAGUUCUGAGAACACCAGGCUUCCAAAGAACCUAUUCUCUUUCUAGUCAGUGAGUCUGCCAUUCAGGCUGUUAAAUAUUAAAGUGAAAUGGUGGGUUAGCAAUCAGCACCUGGAUGACCGCUUGCCAGCAAAAAGAUCAUCUCGGGUUCUGUGAGGGGAUGGGAAAAGUAACUUUUUGAUAUUGCAGGGUUUCCCCAGUUUGUAUCCAAGCUAGAAGAAAAUUGUAAGGCUUCAGUUGCAAACCUAGUAACAUAACUUUGUAAUGGUGCUGUCCAUUGUGGUUUUUUUUUUUUAGCAAUUGCCUCUUUUAAAUAAUUCUUUCCAUUAAAAAAUGAAUUCAGAAGUUGGGGACCACUAUUUGCACAGUCAGCCAAAAGAUAGAGGAUAGCACCCUGCUAUGUAGUGCAUGUUGAGUGGCAAAUUGAUUCUCCCCCCCACCCCAAACAUAUUUUGAAGGAAAAAGAAGCUGGGUUCAAAAUGAAAGAUGACUAGAAGAAGCUAUCCAGGAAAACCAAUACUAAGGAUCAUCAGCUUUGGGGGGGGGAUCUAUAAACCAUCAAUAAACCCUAGUACUUGAAAUGACAUUUGAGUUGCAAUUACUAAUAACAUUUAAUGGAAAAGAAGUUGAAUGGCGUCAGUCCGCUAGCAUCAAAAAUGUUUUCCUUGAGCCAUCUGCAUUUCACAUUUGCAAGAGUAAGAGAGACAACAUCGUGAAAUGCUGCCAGAAAAUUUUGAACCCUACUGAAUUGGGGGCAUAAAUCAUUUUUGACCAAUACUGAUUUGAAGGUAGAGUCAACAUGCAGCACCUUGAACUUGAGGGUUUUAGUACAAAGGCUGCUUCUUAACACAUUCCAUGUAUUUAAACAAAUUUCAAAAAGUACACUAGGUAAAUUGAUGGAGGCAACUAUUUGAGACUUUUUAUUUUCAGAGCAAACUGUAAAUAUUUUAAUGUUAGUUUGGCCAUAUAUGAUCUGAGAUCAUGAAGAAGAAAUUCCCCAGACUACAAAUUAAGAGUGAUAUGAACUAUGAAACCAGCAGCAAUCCACCAUUAUAGAUCACUCUUGCAAUGUGUUAUGGGUCCAUUUCUCCUGGAACAGUUACUGACAGAGUUUCCCUGUUUUGGAGAUUUUGUAGUUAACUUUAAUUUUAGCUAUUGUUUGCAAAAGAUGGGCUGUCUGUGUAGAUAUGAAGUAUAGUUUUUCCAUGAAACAGAAGUUUAUUUUGUAUUGAGAAAAAAAAAACCACUGUACUUGUUUUACACCAUUUGUAUACAUGUGGUGAUAUUAAUGCUGAACUGUAAAAUUCAGGAAUUAAAAUGUGACCCUGUAAUUCCAUAAUUAUUGGUUUUGUUUGGUUUGUUGUAAAUGGUAAGUUAAUUCAGAUUUUGAAAUGUGGCCAUUUUAGAAGAUUUUAAUGAGAUAGUUAUUUGUACAAUUUAAUCAUUAUAUGCCACUGAACCAAAUCUGGCACAAAAAGCAAGGAAUGCUCCUAGAUUUAAUUCAGUGUGUUGCAAUGACUGACAUAUCUCUGCCCUCUGGGGGCUCCAGGCAACCAAGAAUGGGGCUUCCUUCUCCCUUCUUCAAUGGAGUCCUUCUUACUGGUGGGGAAACAAUUUGGCUGGUUCAACAGUUGCUGUGUAGACUUGCUCUUCUGUUCCUUUUCUCUUUCUUUCUUUUUGGUUCUCUUGGCGAGUCUUCCCUCCACUCCCACAGAAGUAACAAUUUUUUCCUAAUGCUCUGUGGUUAACCCCUGGGGAAACUCCGUGUGUACCAUUUCCCUUCAAAGUGAAAUUCAUGUAACCUGUUUCUAAGCUUUUGAAUAAGUCAUUGAAAAAGACCCAAAAUACGUUUGGGUUCAUUAUCUUCCAUCCUUUUUCAAAGACUGUUAGGGGCUUUAAGACACAUGCAGACUUGCUCAGGAGUUGCUUCUAUAGCAGAAAACAGUGUUGCUUUUUAUAGUUUAAACAAUAAGAGGGUGAACAUGUCAGCCAAUAUUUAAACACUUGCAAUGCUGUGAAAGAUGCAUUGAGCUUCUCCCUUUCAAGUUACACAAUCUGCCUCAGGUGUACUCUUCCCAACUUCCACCUCCUUUCCAGUUUGGAUGCUGGUUGCUUUUUGCCACAGGACAGCCCACAUUUCAAAUGCCUGGGGCCCUUCAACUGAUUUUUUAAAGAAAAAGAUUUCAUCUGCCAACAUGUCUCAGUUAAAUACUAUUUUAAUAAAAAGUUACAUGAAAUGUG
This is a messenger RNA of Elgaria multicarinata webbii, 5099 nucleotides long. RefSeq names its product protein phosphatase 4 regulatory subunit 3B (gene PPP4R3B). Gene Ontology annotation, cellular component: protein phosphatase 4 complex; nucleoplasm. The transcript has 16 exons. Gene Ontology annotation, biological process: DNA damage response; protein dephosphorylation. Bases 250 to 2730 code for a protein of 826 amino acids. The record is from RefSeq and is a predicted model, not a curated record. Gene Ontology annotation, molecular function: protein phosphatase activator activity. NCBI's taxonomy places the organism in Eukaryota, Metazoa, Chordata, Lepidosauria, Squamata, Anguidae.